AUGACGGAAAAAGAAGCGAAGAGUAGAAACAGAAUACAUCUUCCAGAGGAUUUGCUUGUGGAGAUACUCUCUAGGGUUCCGGAUGCUUCUCUGGCACGGUUCCUAUCUACCUCAAAAGAAUGGAACUCUCUUAUCAAAACAGAAGAGAGACUUAGGAAGAAGUCUCUUGUUGUCAUGUUAAUUGAUGGUAGGGUCUAUUUUGCUAGGCUUGAUCUCCAUGGCAUUACCGACGACAACGUUGUAAAGGUAAAAAGUCAGUUCAGCCUCAAUGAUUAUCCUCUUUCUAUACGUGAUAUCUUUCACUGCGACGGCCUAUUGCUAUGCACCACCAUGGACGAAAGACUGGUUGUCUGGAACCCAUGUUCAGGGGAAACAAGUAGAAUUAUCAAACCCUUAAAUUCCAAAUAUAGUUUUGAUGUCUACGCGCUCGGUAAAUCCUCAUGCAACAACGAGUAUAAAAUCUUGAGGGUCCAUCAUCAUGGAGAUGGUUGGAUGUCUCCAUGCCUUGUUAAGUACGAAAUAUAUGAUUUUACAUCUAAUUCCUGGAGGGUUGUUGGUGAGAUUAGAGGGUGGACAUUUCCAGGGCCCUGGCGACAUGGCACGUCUGUGGAUGGAAAUACUUACUGGCUUUCUUUUGAUUUUAGUCAAGACCGUCAAAGACCGAAAAAUACCUUACGAUAUUUUGAUUAUUCAACAGAGAGGUUUGGACUUGUGUCUCUUCCGGGUGAUCCUCUAUCUUAUCAUCCUUUUGCCUUAUCAGUGACUAGAGAAGAGCAAAAUCUUUGUCUGUUAACUUCUUGUGUCAAACUACUCGAUAUAGGUGUAUGGAUGGCAAUUAAAAUUAAAGGUACAGGAGACAUGUCAUGGAGUAAACUCUUAACAGUGAAACGAACCAGUAGCGACCAGUUCUUUAAGCUUUGUAAAGGAGUGAGUUUCUUGGCCGACCGGAAGAAUAAAGUUAUAGUGCAUCCCAUUAAAGAUGUGAACUUUAGGAACUUCUUACACAUUGUGGGAGAGGAUAAAUACAGAAAAGUGAACCUUUGUGCUGUAGGAUACGCACUUCCUGUCAGCUGUGAUCCAACUUUGGUUCAAAUCCAACAAGGUUCUUUGGGGCUAGGCACAUGGAAAGAACCAAUCACCAAGUUUUCAUGAUAUUUGAUAAAUUAAAAUGCAAGUCUUGCUACUCCAUAAGGUUUUAGUUACAAUUCCAAUUCUAUUUCUUCUGCGACUGGAACAAUAUUUUUGGUUAUCUCUUAUUAAAUAAGCAAGUCUUGUUCUUAAAAAUCAGCAAUACCACUGACGUCAUUUACA
Brassica napus (rape) is the source of this 1311-nucleotide messenger RNA. RefSeq names its product putative F-box protein At4g10190. The transcript has a single exon. Bases 1 to 1152 code for a protein of 383 amino acids. NCBI's taxonomy places the organism in Eukaryota, Viridiplantae, Streptophyta, Magnoliopsida, Brassicales, Brassicaceae. The record is from RefSeq and is a predicted model, not a curated record. Gene Ontology annotation, molecular function: protein binding.